AUGGCGUACCUUUCUCCCCGUUUUCUAGUGUUGGUAUACCUUUUGGCAGUGUGCAGCACGGUCUGCGGCGCCAUCGACACGCCCUCGGGGCUCCGAGCAAGACAGAUCAGUCCCGGCCAGCUCUCUGCCACCUAUGACUAUAUCGUCGUCGGGGGCGGCCAGAGCGGCCUCGUCGUCGCAAACAGGCUGAGCGAGAACUCAAAGAGAUCCGUUUUGGUGGUGGAAUACGGUUACUUCGACGACAACCCUGCGCAGGUGGAGCUCUCGAGCGCGGGUGUCUGGCCGCAGCACAACCUCUUCAACGUCUCCUCUGUUCCGCAGCCUGGAAUGAACAACCAUCCGGGGCUUGCCUUUGCUGCUGUUGUUGUCGGUGGAGGAUCUACGAUAAAUGGGAUGUUGUUUGACCGCGGAGCAGCGGAGGACUAUGAUAUUUGGGAAAGGCCGCAUAACCCUGGGUGGGGUUGGAAGGGGUUGCUUCCGUACUUCAAGCUUCAAGAAGCGAGACCUGAGCUUUCUCGUGAGUUCAACAUUACUUGGGACAUUGAACGGGCGUACGACAACGACCCCAUCCAAGCCAACUUCCCCGACUGGCAGUGGCCAGGAAUCAAAAUCCAGUGGAAAGCCUGGAAAGAGCUCGGUAUGCCGACCAACAUCGAAGGUGCUGCCGCCAACGCCUGGGGAGCGUACUGGAACCCUUCCGCCACCGACAAUCAAUACCGGCGCUCGUACUCCCGCACAGGCUACUGGGAGCCUUCCGCCACGCGUCGCAACCUCCAUCUCUUAACCGUCCACUGUGUCAACGGGGUCCUAUUUAAUGAACAGAAGAGGGCUACUGCAGUCACGAUCCAGGAGCGGAACACUCCGAACGGUGCCACGACGAUCACGGUCAAGGCUACAAGGGAGAUUGUACUUUGUGCGGGCUGGCUGCAUACCCCGCAUAUCCGAUUGCAAAGGAGUGGGCUGGGACCCCGUGGUCUCCUUGAGGAAGCAGGAGUCAAGGUUGUCGUUGAUCUUCCGGGUGUGGGAUCGAAUCUCCAAGAUCAUCCCGUUUAUUUCAUUGGUUUUGAAUACCAAACAGACGUGUUCCCAAAUCCUGCAAUAACGCUACAUUCCAGGCGUGGGCUGAUGAGCAAUGGCAACAAAGGAAAGGCCCACGGUCAAUGUGAGUCGGCAACGCGCUCGUCACUGCCCCUCUGCCCCUCCUGGCUCCGAACUACCGCGCCAUCUUGCGCAAAGGCCGUACCCAAAAUGCAACUGCCUACCUUCCUUCAACGUACACUGCCCAACAAGUUAAGAGCUUCGUCGCCCAGCGCGAUAUCCUGCUUUCCUCCUUCACGCGCAUCAACAAUGGUAGAGCCUGUCAUCGAUUUCAACGCAAACACCAACCCCGUUGAUGAAGGCAUAUGGAUCGCGACGAUGAAAUAUUACCGCAGGUGGAUGGCGGCAAAGGCGAUGAAGCAACUCACGCCAGUUGAAACGUUUCCCGGCGUGAGUGUGGUCACGGAUAAGCAGAUUGCUGAGGCUAUUAGGUUCUCAGUUGCAGCCGAAGCAGGCCACUCGUGCUGCACAGCCGCAAUGGCGCCGAGGGAGCUUUCUGGGGUUGUUUCGCCUGAGUUGACAGUGUAUGGUGUCACUGGGUUGAGCGUUGCUGACCUCUCCAUGGUGCCAAUCAUCCCUGCUACGCACACUUGCGCUACUGUCUACGCUAUCGCGGAAAAGGUAAACCGUUCCAACCUUCUUGGGAUUUAUUUGUUUAUGUACUCCAGGCUGCCGACCUCAUUAAGGUGCGUCAUGAUUCUAGAAUCGAAUAUGGCAAGUAGUAUACGAGCAGGAAUCUGCUUUCUUUAUGGGGGAAAGGCAGCAUCAUUAAACCCUUUUGCACAACUUCACCGCAAGUCGGGUUGGGAAUCUGCAACCUUUAAAUUUUAUUGA
Messenger RNA from Cyclocybe aegerita, 1932 nucleotides. The record is from the annotation of a GenBank genome assembly. Lineage: Eukaryota; Fungi; Basidiomycota; Agaricomycetes; Agaricales; Hemipholiotaceae.